AGAUUGUGAGGACCUGCGUUGUGACACUCAAGACUCUUUUCUCUAGUGUUGGAUUUGUAUUACGCACCAGCACCAUGUGUAAAGGUCUCGCUGCCCUCCCAGCAACAUGCUUGAAAAGCGCCAAAGACAUAAAGCAUAAGAUUGGCUUCCUGCUUCAAAAGCCAGAUCCACCUCAAGAGCAGAAGUCUCUGAAGGAGAAGGAGAAGAAGAAAGAGAAGGAGAAAGCGAAGGUCACUGUGGUAAACAGAGUCCCUCUUGCUGAAAUUGAGAAAUGGAAAACAUCAUUUAACAACCUGAUCAAAAAUGAAGAUGGUCGGAAGGCUUUCACUUCCUUUUUACAGUCUGAGUAUAGUCAAGAGAACAUUGAAUUCUGGGAAGCCUGUGAGGAUUUCACGCAGACAUCAGUGGACAAGAUGAAUGUGAAAGCUAGAAAGAUAUUUGAGCGAUACGUUGAAGCCGAUUCCCCUAGCGAGGUGAAUUUGGAUUCGGCCACUAGAGAACUCACUAGAAAGAAUCUGGAAAGGUGUGACGCAUCCUGUUUUGAGGAGGCUCAGAGUAAAAUCUUCACGCUCAUGGAAAAGGACUCGUACAGGCGCUUCCUGAAAUCCAAACUGUUCCUGGAACUGUCUCAACCACCGUUGGACAACAAACCCUGUAGUUUAGAGAAGAAAGGAAAAUGUCACGUUUCUGACCACAGUCAGUGCUUGCCUAGUUAUGCCUAACCAAACCAUCUCCUCCUAGAUGAACAAAGAAUAUGAGGAACUUUGCCAUAAUGUGACUUCCACUCAUUUGGCUUUGUAAAGCUUGUUCACGUUUAUGAGUAAAAAGGAGGAGUUCAUUAGAUGGUUCAGUCAUUGUGAUUGUAACACUUUUAGCUUUGCAGUAGCAUUAAAAAAGUGUGUAGUUAAUCACUGCUUGAGCAUGACGGUCAUGUUCUGAACGGGUUUUGUGCAGGCAAUGUUUUUACCAUCAACAGAAAUAACCUGCAUCUACUCUUCAACCUUGAAAUUCCAUUGAAUUGGCUUUGGGAAAACAAUACACCUGUGAUGUAGUUUACAACUAAAUGACUGUUACAGAUAGAAACAGAUUUUUGCUUAGGAUUUUAUUUGAGCUCUGAGGAGAAUAGGACCAUUAACAUAACUAAUAACCAACUGUAUUCACUUUACUCUUGUAAUGUUAUGUAAUCCGUAUAUUUAUAUACAGUAUGUUUAUGUAUAAGCUCUCUUAACUCAGAGUUAAGAGAGUUAACUCCGAGUUAAACAGAGUUAACUCAAGCUUAUCACCUCUUACUCAGAGGUGAUGUAUGUUCUUUCUACUUAAAAUGUGAAAUUUCCAGCAUUUUCUUUUUGUAUUGGCCACUCUUCAUAAUCCACAAAAUGACAAGUGAAUGUGAUAAAUGUGCACGUGCAAUGUAUUACCUGUCACUGCCAAUGAUUUACGAUGUGUUCCACAGUGAAAUCGUGUCUUGGCUUUAAGGCAGACAUUACAAAUCAAACCACAAAUGCUCCUGUUAGAAUAAAUGGCCAAAUGUGAGUUGUUUACAUAUUUGUUUACUGGUUCCAUAUUUAUUCUUGUCAUAUUUAUGAAUAAAAUGACAUCAUAAAA
Molecule: messenger RNA, 1605 nt
Organism: Sinocyclocheilus rhinocerous
Lineage: Eukaryota; Metazoa; Chordata; Actinopteri; Cypriniformes; Cyprinidae
Product: regulator of G-protein signaling 4-like
Exons: 5
Coding region: 75-722 (215 amino acids)
Source: RefSeq, a predicted model, not a curated record